AUGACAAAUUGGCCUAAUUCUUUGUCAUCAUUACUGCCUCUGAAAACUGUUAUUUUGGCAGAGAAUGCGCAACAUUUUUAUGUGUCCAUGUGGGCAGUUGGAGGUGGUGGUCAAAAGAAUUUAAGUGUGGUUGACGUGAAAGAAGUUGAGAACAAUAUGAGAGCCACAGCUCAUCAUCAUCACAAAAUCGUCGCGUCAUCGUCACCGUCACCACCCAGCGACAUUGAUGGACCAUCGGGUCGGGGCAACGACAGCUACAAGAAGCAAGUAGCAGAAGUACCACCAACAAGACGUCCUAUUCGACGUCGGUUGGCGCAGCCCAAAAAGGACGAAGGAAAAAGUGGAAGGCGCAAGAGUCGAAUCUAUUCGGUUGCUUGGUCGUUUGGUUGGUUGAUCUGGUCUAGCGUUGUCCUCGUUAUCGUCGUGGGUACCGAAAACACCUGUCAAACGGCCGUCGUUUGUUGGGGUUGGACUGUCGGAGAUUGUCCUUAUAAUAAUCAAACCCAUUAUCAUCGGAGUGUCGGUUUCCCAUCCAGUUGGCUGAAAACCUACCGCCGCCCAUCGGGGUCCCUGGAAAACGAAGGAAAGAAGAAAGAGACGAAACACUGCAGUUAUUGGUGCUGUACAAAAAUGCGAGGUAAGCGGGCUACCAAACCAGGUUUCUGGGUCCCAUUCAUAUGGUGUCGAACCUCCCCCGCUGCUGCUCCGCUUUGCAACAGCCGUCAACGAACUGCACCGCAUCCCCAGCCUUUCCUAUCCUAUCAUGUACCCUCGUAA
This is a messenger RNA of Acanthocheilonema viteae, 777 nucleotides long. Lineage: Eukaryota; Metazoa; Nematoda; Chromadorea; Rhabditida; Onchocercidae. The record is from the annotation of a GenBank genome assembly.